AUGUCAAAUGUGUUGAUUGUGUUCAAUAAAGAAAAAGGCGCGAGAGUAUGGGUAUACAAAUGUGCGAAGGUGGUUGAAAGUGAUCGGGCUAAUUUUGUACUCAUGUCAGUAUACCUCGGCUCAUUUUAUUGCAUGAUGAUCACAACUCAUAACUCAUCAAUCUUCAACCUCGACCAGUCCUUGGUCCUACAAAAUAACCUGAACGGCACCAAAAACUUGUUCGAGGGUAAAGAACACAAAGCAUCCCUCGUUCCCACUUUUUGUCUCACAACCAAUUCAUGUCCGCCUGUACAUGUAAACAAUCUCAAACAAUGCAAAGCGGCCCAACCACUUCAACAUCUUCGCUUUCUGUCUCUCUCUUCUUUUGGUGAGCAAAACGAACUUCCUGUUCUCAAUAGUUUAGGUUGCACAGCAGAGCAGAUUGAAAGAGAGAGCUGCUGGCUGAUUGUGAUAAACAUUGUUGAUGGUUCAUGUUUUUAUGUCAUGUUUGUGCACCGGAUCAGCUCAAUCCCUCCAUACAUCUUUGAGAGCAGAUAUCCACUUCACCAGAUGCUCUUAUUACAUGGAUGA
Messenger RNA from Lobosporangium transversale, 570 nucleotides. RefSeq lists its product as hypothetical. The transcript is spliced from 2 exons. The record is from RefSeq and is a predicted model, not a curated record. NCBI's taxonomy places the organism in Eukaryota, Fungi, Mortierellomycota, Mortierellomycetes, Mortierellales, Mortierellaceae. Bases 1 to 570 code for a protein of 189 amino acids.